UCAGUUUACGUAUCCCUAGUUAACACCCUAUUUUGCCUACAGAGAACAAGAAAUACAGAAAAUUUUAAAUUAUCUUAAAAAAAGUAUUAAACUGCAAAUGAAACAACAUUUAUGCUAGACUAAGCGACUCUUGUUAGUUACAAACAAUAAAUUUAUAAUGCAAAAGUAUCAUUGAGCCAAACGAAACGAAAAAAUAAACCCAUAUAGAUAAAAUGCGACAACGAUAGAUAUGGAUUUUCACAUCUUCAUUGAAUUUUUUGACAAAACCGUGAAACGAAUUAUUCAUAUCAACACAACAAUACAAUACUCAAAUCAUUAAUUGUCUAAACUAAGUGUGCACCGCAUCAGCCAUAAACGUAAAUCCAAGUAAUUUAUGCGACUGAAAAUUCAGUCUGUUGCUUGAAACAUGAAGUUUGCUUAUUUAUCCUGUCGCAUCAUUGUAAUAUUGGCAUUGCUUGCACAUCAUGUCACCACCAGCAUAGAAACGUAUAAUGAAGUAGUGAGCUCCACAGUAGGAAAAUCAAAGUCACUGCCACAAUCUCCAGCUUCAGUGGGGGCGAGCAGCAGCAUUAUCGAACUGUUCAGCAGCGCUGCAUAUAAGGGCUUUGAGUCUGCAGCGUUGACAUACGAAGAUCCAAACAAUACAUCGAGUCCCUCUUCGUCCAAUCAGUCACUGUCGUUUAAUUUAGAAAAUAAAACAAAUAACAAUGGUGACUCGUCAUCAGCGCCGAGUGACUUACACUCAGGUGCGGAAAGCAGCAAUAAAACUGUGAACAACUUUAUUACUAAGAAGGUUCACUUUGACACCCAAUUAAACCACUUGGUUGUGGACACGGUGACGGGGCGCGUUUAUGUGGGUGGUGUAAAUAACCUAUAUCAAUUAUCGCCCGAUUUGGAGAUACACGAGAGUGUAAAGACCGGCCCCAAAAACGAUUCGGUUGAGUGUUCGAUAUUAGAUUGUCCUGCGCAUGCGAAACGUAAGCCCACCGAUAACUAUAACAAGGUCCUGCUAAUUGACCGCGCAACUUCACGCCUGAUCGUAUGCGGAAGCUUGUUCCAAGGAAAUUGCACAGUACAUAACCUACAGAAUGUGUCGAUUAUAGAGCAGGAAGUUCAAGACGCAGUUGUGGCGAACGAUGCUAAUUCUUCGACAGUUGCAUUUAUCGCGCCUGGGCCCCCACAGCACCCCCUAACGAAUGUAAUGUAUGUAGGAGUUACUUAUACAAAUAACUCGCCCUAUCGGAGUGAAAUACCGGCAGUAGCUUCACGUUCGUUGGAGAAGAAAAAUAUGUUUCAAAUAGCUUCGGCGGCGGUAACAACGGGAACACGAACAUUCAUCAACUCGUAUGCCCGCGAAGGAUAUUUGGUCACGUAUGUCUAUGGCUUUAGUUCUGAGAAGUUUUCUUAUUUCCUAACAACGCAACUGAAGCGCAAUCAUCACGUGUAUCCAAAGGAAUACAUUACCAAACUUGUCCGAAUUUGUCAAGAGGAUUCAAAUUACUACUCUUACACUGAGAUACCAGUUGAGUGUUCCAGCGGCACCAAGUACAAUUUGGUACAAGCCGCCUACUUGGACAAGCCAAGUGCGGACUUGGCUGAGAGUCUUUCUGUGACACCACAAGACGACGUCCUUUAUGCUGUAUUUUCCGAGGGCCGUGGUAACCAAUCAACUGACAACUCGGCGCUUUGCAUAUAUUCAUUAAAAUCAAUAAGACAAAAGUUUAUGCAGAAUAUUAAAUCGUGCUUCAAUGGUAAUGGAUUCAGAGGCCUCGACUUCAUAUCCCCCGAUAUGCGAUGUGUGCCAACAAAACUGCAAACUAUUGGCGAAGACUUUUGCGGUUUGGACGUCAACUCUCCACUUGGUGGUGAUCAACCGAUUACUGCAGUCGCUGUUCUGAAGUUUAAAGAUUAUCUUACAUCAAUUGCUGCGACCAGCUCCAGCGGCUAUACGGUUGUCUUCAUUGGAACUGGCAACGGAUAUUUGAAGAAAAUCGUUGUUGAAUCGAGCACGGUAGCAAAUGAAUAUGCCGAGAUACCAAUUUCCGUAGGUUCGCCAAUUCUCAAAGACAUGCUUUUUGACAAUCAGAACAUGCAUUUGUAUGUUAUGUCAAGGUCGCAGGUCGCCAAAGUUAAGGUUUACGAUUGCAGUGGCUACAAAACAUGUGGUGAAUGUUUGGGAGCACAUGAUCCCUACUGCGGUUGGUGUUCUUUGGAAAACAAGUGCUCAUCACGAUCAACUUGCCAGGACGAUGUCAACGAUCCCCUGUACUGGAUAAACUACAAGACGGGAAAGUGUACGACCAUAACUAGUGUAAUGCCUCAUCAAUUGCAACGAACAACAGCUCGAACUUUGGAACUGAUCAUUGACCACUUGCCACAGCUAAAAGAAAACUUGGUGUGUGCUUUUACGACAGAAGAAAAGGCGCUAUUUACGAAUGCGACAAAGAAGAGAAAUGGUGUGAACUGCACUACUCCACGGACAGAUAUGUUGCCACAGAUUGGACAAGGAAAACACCACUUUACUGCGAAAUUGUCUGUGCGCACUCGCAAUGGCCCCGAUUUGGUAUCAACCGAUUUUACAUUCUUCGACUGUAGUACUCACUCGUCGUGUACUCGCUGCGUAUCUUCAGAAUUCCCUUGUGACUGGUGCGUCGAAGCCCAUCGUUGCACACAUGAUACAGCAGAAAACUGUCGCAAUGAUAUCCUUGUAACUGGCGUCAGUCGUAUUGGUCCCAGUUAUCGAUCUGGACCAGGGUUUUGUCCGACUAUAAAUGCUACGGGCGAUGGGAGUGAGAUUCUUGUGGCCGCAGGCACCAGCAAGUCCAUUAAAGUUAAGGUUCAUAUAAUCGGGCAAUUCAUAGUACAAACUCGAUUUGUGUGUCAAUUCAACAUUGAAGGACGCGUCACUAGUCUAAAUGCCCAGCUAUUAGGCGAUACAAUCUACUGUGAUAGCAUGGAAUUCCAAUAUACAUCUCGUUCGCCCAAUUUGACGGCGACAUUUGCUGUUAUCUGGGGAGGUUCGAAGCCCCUGGACAACCCACAUGAUAUACACGUGGUCAUAUAUCGUUGUCGUGAUAUGGCCGACAGUUGUGGCAUGUGCCUAGCGCUGGCACAAAAAUACAACUGCGGUUGGUGUUCGUCCACGAACACAUGCGAGGUCGAAGAGCAGUGCAACAAGAAUAAUAAUGAAGGCAAAACCGACUGGUUGAAUCGAAUGGAAACAUGUCCCAAUCCGGAAAUACAUUAUUUUUCACCAAAAACAGGACCCUGGGAGGGCGGUACCAACAUAACGAUACGCGGCAUCAACUUGGGUAAAAAGUUCUCCGACAUUUACUCGGGAGUACGCAUUGCAGGAAUAAAUUGUUCGCCCUUUGAAAAGUUCUACGUGGAUACCAAGGAAAUUGUUUGUAUAGUGGACAGUCCCGGGGAACAAAUGUACCGUAGUGGCCGCAUUGUUGUACAAAUUGGCGAUUAUCGGGGAGAGUCAAAAGAGGACUAUGAAUUUGUUGACCCCAAGAUAUCAUCCUUCAGCCCCAGACAUGGACCCGUUUCCGGUGGAACUCAGAUACGAAUAAUUGGAAAGUAUUUAAAUUCCGGUUCACGAAUUCAAGCUUUCAUAAAUGAUCACUUGCCAUGCGAGAUUCUCAGUGUAGAUGAAAAUCAGGCAAUUUGCAGCACGUCCUCGUCGCCGGGUAUCAUCGAGGGGCGUCUGAAGAUGGUAUUUGAUAACGGCCCAAGAGAAUUUAACGAGUACAACUUUAAAUAUGUACUUGAUCCCACCGUUGAACAGGUAUACUCCGGAACCCCAGGCGGCCAAAUAAAAGUCCCCAAAGGGAUACCAGCAGGCGGCACAGAAAUAACUGUGAUUGGUACGCAUUUCAACUUUAUACAGGCACCUAGCAUGUAUGUCAUUUAUAAGAACAAAACGUUCCUCAGCCAGUGUCAAGUUAAAUCAUCAACUGAAAUGAUUUGCGAUUCACCAACGGUGGAAACUAGCGCUGACGACAUGUUAGAGGCCGAGAAUCCGCAAAAGUUGGAAUACGGAUUCCUAAUGGACCAUGUAUUGCAAGUGCAAAAUCUUUCGGCCAAACAUCAAAAUUAUUACGAAUUGUACCCGAAUCCCGUUUAUUACAACUUUGAAGAACGCGUCAAGUACUACAAGAGCGAAUAUUUAACUAUCAACGGACGCCAUUUGGAUCGGGCAUGUAGCGAAAGCGAUGUGAAAGUAUUCAUUGGCAAAAAGUUGUGCAAUAUUACGUCGUUGUCGCGACAACAACUGACGUGUCGUCCUCCAUUGGAGCCCUUCGGGGGAGACAACUACGAUACGGAUGACGACAGUGGUCCAGAAAGCAAGGACAGCUCUGGGCCUGAGGUUGUUGUGCGCAUUGGACGUUCGUUGGAGUACAGAAUCGGGGUAUUGAGCUAUGCCUCGCCGAAUAUCAUGGACGAUUUGGGCAAAAAUGCUUUUGUGGUCGUUGUUUCGGGUGUUAUACUAUUGCUCUUGAUAUUCGUCGCACUAUUGGUGGCAUACAAGAAGAAAACAUCGGAAUCAAAUAGAGUGCUUAGAAACAUGCAAGAACAAAUGGAUAUUUUGGAGUUGCGGGUGGCCGCUGAAUGCAAAGAAGCCUUUGCUGAAUUACAAACAGAAAUGACAGAUCUUACCGGAGACCUUACUUCAGGUGGUAUUCCAUUCCUCGACUACUGCACUUAUGCAAUGAAAAUAUUGUUUCCGAAUCAUGAAGACCACAUUGUACUCCAAUGGGAACGACCCGAGUUGUUGCGCAAGGAAAAUGGCUUGCGGCUAUUCGGUAAGCUAAUCAUGAAUAAAACUUUUCUACUUUUAUUUAUUCGAACCCUUGAAUCAAAUCGCUACUUCUCGAUGAGAGAGCGAGUCAAUGUUGCCUCUCUAAUUAUGGUAACAUUGCAAUCAAAGCUGGAAUACUGCACAGACAUUUUGAAAACACUGUUGAGUGAUCUGAUUGAGAAAUGCAUUGAAGGAAAGAGCCAUCCCAAACUGCUACUACGAAGAACGGAAAGUGUCGCCGAAAAAAUGUUGAGUGCAUGGUUCACCUUCCUCCUAUAUAAAUUUCUAAAGGAGUGUGCUGGUGAACCUCUAUACAUGCUUUUCCGUGCGGUAAAAGGCCAAGUAGACAAGGGUCCAGUGGACGCCUGUACAUAUGAAGCUCGCUACUCAUUGAGUGAAGAGAAACUCAUUCGACAGCUCAUUGAUUUCAGACCCAUGACAGUUUAUGCCAGCAUAAUACAACAGCCAAUAUUUUGUAACAAUGUGGAGAUGCUACCAACACACACUGAGAAUGUGCCAGUCAAAGUUUUAGAUUGCGAUACUAUAGGACAAGUUAAAGAGAAGUGCUUGGACACUAUUUAUCGCAAUAUACCGGCUAGUCAAAAACCCAGAAAAGAUGAUUUGGACCUUGAAUGGCGAACAGGUGCAACUGGCCGAGUUAUUUUGUAUGACGAAGACACAACCUCAAAGACUGAGAACGAGUGGAAGAAGCUGAACACGCUGCAACAUUAUAACGUUCCGGACGGCGCAGCCCUGAGCUUGGUUCCCAAACAAAGUUCAAUUUAUAACUUUUCCAUUUUGUCCGACAAAAACGAAAAAUCACAUAAAUACGAGACAUUAAAUCUUUCCAAAUUCACAUCAUCUUCGCCAACAUUCAGCAGAGCUGGUAGUCCCCUUAAUAAUGACAUCCAUGAAAACGGUAUCAAAUACUGGCAUCUGGUCAAGCAUCACGACAACGAUGUCCAGAAAGAGGGAGAACGGGUCAAUAAGCUCGUCUCGGAAAUAUAUUUGACACGCCUUCUAGCAACGAAAGGCACAUUGCAAAAAUUCGUCGACGAUCUAUUCGAGACAAUUUUCAGCACAGCCCACCGUGGUUCGGCUUUGCCAUUAGCUAUUAAGUACAUGUUUGAUUUUCUUGAUGACCAGGCCCUGUUGCAUGGCAUCACUGAUCCCGAGGUUGUGCACACUUGGAAAAGCAAUAGCUUGCCACUACGUUUCUGGGUGAAUCUCAUUAAGAAUCCUAACUUCGUCUUUGACAUCCACAAAUCGAAUAUCGUCGAUUCCUGCCUCUCCGUUGUCGCACAAACAUUCAUGGACUCAUGCUCCACAUCCGAUCACAGGCUAGGCAAGGAUUCGCCCAGUUCAAAACUGCUCUACGCAAAAGACAUACCAGAAUACCGCAAAUGGGUUGAUCGCUACUAUCACGACAUCCGAGAGAUGCCACCAAUCUCCGAUCAGGACAUGAAUGCCAUGUUGGCUGAGGAGUCGCGACUUCACACAUCCGAAUUCAACACAAACUGUGCUCUCCACGAACUCUACACCUACGUGGUCAAAUACAAUGAGCAACUGGCAGUCACAUUGGAGGAGGACGAGUUUUCGCAAAAGCAGCGUCUUGCCUAUAAACUAGAACAAGUCCACAACAUCAUGUCAGCCGAGUAAUAGCUCUGACCAUGCAAAGUGAAAGCUACUAUAUUUUGUAAUAUGUAAUCAUUAACAAUUAAGCAAAGUAAAAUAUAAAACUAAUUGGUGUUCAACAUUUUUUUAAUAAGCAAAGAAAACGUAUUGGAAGAUACCAAGUAAUAAAAGUCAAUCUUAAAAAGCAAAUUCAAAUUGUAACUCCCAAUUUGGGCUCAAUAAAAACAAAAACAAAAACCAA
Molecule: messenger RNA, 6680 nt
Organism: Musca domestica (house fly)
Lineage: Eukaryota; Metazoa; Arthropoda; Insecta; Diptera; Muscidae
Gene: PlexA
Product: plexin-A4
Exons: 2
Coding region: 407-6463 (2018 amino acids)
Biological process (GO): regulation of GTPase activity; sensory neuron axon guidance; motor neuron axon guidance
Cellular component (GO): semaphorin receptor complex
Molecular function (GO): protein binding; semaphorin receptor activity
Source: RefSeq, a predicted model, not a curated record